Molecule: messenger RNA, 843 nt
Organism: Oreochromis aureus
Lineage: Eukaryota; Metazoa; Chordata; Actinopteri; Cichliformes; Cichlidae
Exons: 6
Coding region: 25-696 (223 amino acids)
Biological process (GO): response to bacterium
Source: RefSeq, a predicted model, not a curated record
AAAGGUUCACUGGUCUGUGCAGUAAUGAACUUUACUCUGAUUUCGACUUUAGGUCUCUGCAACCUCUUCUUGAUUGCAGUCUGCAGGGCUCAGACUGUGGAGGUCCGUCCAGGUGAAGAAGUCACACUGCAAUGCUCCAACAUUUCCACGCACAGUUCUUUAACAUUCUGGUUCAGACUGGUCAACAGAACCAUGGCCAGCUGUAUCUCUGUCAUGUUCAGAGCUGAUAAAAGUGUGGCAUACUGUGAUGGAUUUCAUAACGGAUCGUUUGAAAUGACUUCCAACAGUUCUACUAUCUUCUUGAAAAUUAAACACGCGAGUGUAUCUGACUCUGGACCUUAUUUCUGUGGAUUUUUCACAAUUUUUCCAGUUUUUAAUGUGAUACAUUUAUAUGUUAAAGACUUCAGUGAUACUGAUGAGACUGAGAGCAUCACCAAAAAAGAGUGUGAUGGAAUGUCAAAGCUGGCCGGUCUGAUUUUGGCUCCUCUGACUGUUUUCCUUAUAAAUGCAGUUAUCGCCAUGGCUUUUAAAAUCUGGACACUACAGACAGCUGCUGAUGAAGGACAGAUACUACAGCAAAGUGAGAACCUGGAUUCUGAUGAAGCAGCAAUGACUUUGUACCCAGCAGCAAUAAUAAAGAGAAGGCCUGCAUCACAGAGAGAAGUGGAGACUCAUGUUUUUUAUGUAUCCCAGUAAAUGCUCGGGGAAACAUUGAUAAGGUUUCCCAUAAAUCUGCUACUGGGAUUUUGUGUGUAGUUAAUGACUCUACUGUAAUGUACAAAAAAAUGUUUAAUACAUUGACAAAGUUUUGUUUAAUGAAAUGUUGUCUUUCAUUUGGAACAA